AUGGCCACUCCCAGCCCAACUCUACUCCCCCUAACCCAACCCCAACUCACCGCCGCAUGCCACGCAGUCCUCCACCACCAAACACAAGCACAAGACCUGCACAAAAAGCGACCCUUUGCAGCAAUCCUCUUGGCCCCAGACAACAAAACAAUCCUGCUCUCCUCAAACUCUCUCUCGCACGUGCGGCAUGCGGAAAGCGAGCUCGCGCGCAACGCCGCAGACAACUACGAUUGGACGUAUCUGGCGCGCUGCACGCUGGUGUCAACCUGGGAGCCAUGCGCGAUGUGCGCGGGCGCUAUCUACUGGGCGCAUAUUGGGCGGCUCGUAUAUCUGGCGUCGGAGAGUGCGUUGGGGGAGGUUAUUGGUGUUGGGAAUCCGGAGAAUUUGACGCUUGAUUUGCCUUGUCGGAGGGUUUUUGAGAAGGGGCAGAGUGUGGUCGAGGUUGUUGGACCGUUGGUUGAGGAGGGGUGGGAAGGGAAGGUUGUGGAGGAUAGUAGGCGGUAUUGGGGAUAG
This is a messenger RNA of Penicillium vulpinum, 513 nucleotides long. RefSeq names its product nucleoside deaminase. Gene Ontology annotation, biological process: purine nucleoside catabolic process. Gene Ontology annotation, molecular function: guanosine deaminase activity. Bases 1 to 513 code for a protein of 170 amino acids. Lineage: Eukaryota; Fungi; Ascomycota; Eurotiomycetes; Eurotiales; Aspergillaceae. The record is from RefSeq and is a predicted model, not a curated record. The transcript has a single exon.